CAAAUAUCGCGAGAGCCGCCGGGCAGAGCGAGAGGAACGGGUCCAGGCAAGGCAUAGCAAUAUUCAUAUUUAGCAACAACAACAACAAGCUUAAGGAGGAUGUUUGUUCCGUUAUGUGGACUGGAGGGCUGACUAUAGGUGUGCCAGCUUCACCUGGAGCCGCGGAGCAGCACGGCGGACUGUGAUUUACAGGAUGUGGCUUCGUUCCUCUGGAUGUCCGACAGACGCUGAAGAAGAGGCAGACCUUGUGAAUCAUCAAACCUUCAGUUUACUGUCUGACUGAAACUGGAUUUUCUCGCUGAAACGAUUAAAUUUCCUAAAAUAAUGUAGCAAACAGCUCGGCCUUGGAGACGUCUGACCUCUGUUCAACCCUCGCAUGGGUUCGGUGCAUCGUGUUUUAACUGUUGUCGACGGGGCUUCGCUUCACACCCACCUGUCAAUGAUCAGCCCGAUGGUCCGUGUUUGCCGCCAUCAUUUAAUCCAGCUGUGUUUGAUUUGACGGAUCUGUAGGAGGAUGAACGGCUCUCUGUUGACUCCGCCCAGCCCGAGGGCGGCGAACUCCUCCCCUUUACCCCCGUCUCCCUCCCCCUCUCCGUCCCCUCCCUCCCCCUCUCUGCUGCCUCUGUCGCCCCGGCCUCCCCCCCUCCCUCCCCUGGUGAGCCCCCCACCCCAGGCUCACCCGUCCUCUCUGUCCGACACCCCGACGCCGUCCCCCUCGCCCUGCCUCAGCUGGACCGAAUUCUGUGAGCUUCACGCCCGAGUUGCGGCCGGAGACUUUGCUCGCCACUUUCGGGCUUUCCUCCUGGAGAACCCGCACUACUCCACGGACUCAGCCGCCGCCUUCUGCCGGCGCUUCACCGACCGCUUCGUGCGUCACUUCCAGAGUGAGCUGGAGGGGGCGCUACCGCCGAGCUGCGCUUCUGGGAGGGACGAGAUGGUGAGCUGGACUCCCCAGUCUGAUGCUACUUCACUGGAAGAGGAAGCGGUGUCGCCUCUGUCAGCGACUGGGGCGGCGGUCCUCCCGCCGACGAACGCCAUGCGGGCUUCGUCCAAACCAGCACCGACACGGUUGGUGCUGGAGAACCGCAGCGGGGACAGGUUCCAGGACUCGUACGCCCACGGCCAGGUGCUGCCUCCGUCUUCAUCGUCGUCGUGCUGCUCCUCGGUGGGAGGAAACAACGGACGGCGUGAGGAGAGGGCCGCCAUGAUGGCUCCCGGCAAUGGGGAGGCGCCGGUCGAGGAGGAGGAGGACAGCUGGCUUGGCGUGGCGUCGGUUGGGGAGGACGUCGAGCCAGAAGACCGGGAGGCGGAGUCCUCGGAGGUGGACAACGCCGACCCCUCCCACACUCCUCAGAUCACGCCCUCCUCCAUCACUCCUCCGCCCGGAUCCAAAGGUAACGGUACGCCCAAUUCGUCCAAAAACAAACUGAAGAAGCGCUUCUCGCUGCGCAGCGUCGGUCGCAGUGUUCGCGGCAGCGUCCGGGGAAUCCUGCACUGGAGAAGCUCUUCCAGUGACUCGGCCCAGAGCCAGCUGCCCUCCAGCUACAGCUACACCAUGGGGGUGCAGGACACUAUGGGUUCUUCCUCCAAGAGGAACUCUGGUACGCAGCCUCCGACGCCCACCUCCUCCAUGCCGGUGUCCCUGUCCAUGCCCCUCUCCCUGCCCCACUCCUCCUCCUCCUCGCUGCCACCUUCGUCCUCCAGCAGCGCCACAUCCCUGUCGCUGUCAGAGGCGGCUCGGGACCGCCGGCGGAGCAACGGUGAAGGAGGCGAGAAGGAGAAGUGGAGCCAUCGUCUGGAGAAGCUCCGACUGUCCCGAUCCCCUCCGCCCGUCCUCACCCCGACCGCCACCGGCGCCGCCUCCACGCUGCCCCCGAGCAGCGCCGCCGCCAUGGGUCCUCCCAGGAAGGUGGGCCGGCUGGUUCGGGAGGGUGGAGUCAGCGUCAGCUCAUCCAGCGACGAGCUGAGCGGCAGCCACGGCUUCUCCGGCUUCUCCUUCGGGCUGCUGCAUCACGGCACCGACAACAACAAUGCCGCCUCGGCUUCUGCAGCUCAGGCAGGUCCGGUGCAGCCGCUGGCCAGCGGAGGAAACGUUCCCUGGAGGGGAGGACGCUGGCAUAAAUGUCGGCUGGUCCUCCGAGAGCGAGACCGAGAGGGCGGUGAGCGUGGAGAGGAGUACUAUCUGGAGUUUUUCAUUCCACCAAAAUCCUCGAAGCCUCGGCUGACCGUCCCCUGCUGCUCCAUCGUGGACGUGAGGAGCACCACGGCUCUGGAGGUCCCCGACAAGGAGAACACCUUCCUGCUGCAGCUGGACGGACCGACUCAGUACGUGAUCGAGACCAGAGACGCUGUUCAGAUGAGAGCUUGGCUGAGCGACAUCAGGAACGGCAUCUGCCUCAGUGAGCAGGAGGAUGCCGAAGGUGUCUGUGGUCCGUUAGACGUCAGCGGGACACCUGAGAUUGGAGAUCGACUCUCACAAGUCUGUUACGGAGGCAUCGGAGGCUCCUCUCCCCUCAUGGAUCCUCUCCCACCAGAGCUUCCGCCUCGAGCUCCUCUCGACGAACCAGAUGGCAGGAUUCUUGGCGGAGGCGGAGCCAGUCUGGGAACGCCGUUCGCUGAGACACCGGAUGCUACAGGUUCCUUCCUGUUCUCGGAGGUGACGGCGGCGGAGACGGUGGAACAUCCUCUCAGUGAGUGUCAGUGGUUUCACGGCACUCUGUCGCGCCUCAAAGCCGCUCAGCUGGUUCUGGCUGGAGGCCCGGCGAGCCACGGAGUCUUUCUGGUUCGUCAGAGCGAAACCCGCCGCGGAGAAUACGUCCUCACCUUCAACUUCCAGGGCAAGGCCAAGCACCUCCGUUUGUCCCUGAACGAGGACGGUCAGUGUCGAGUUCAGCACCUCUGGUUUCAGUCCAUCUUCGACAUGCUGGAACACUUUCGGGUGCAUCCGAUCCCGCUGGAGUCCGGCGGCGCCUCGGACGUCACGCUCAUCAGCUUUGUGGGCGCCACCGCUGUUCGCCAGCCAGACUUGACCAGCAGACCCCGUAGCCCUCCCCAGCCUCCUCCGCUGCCGCCGGGCCGACCACCGCCACCGACUCCCCCCCAGGAGAGGGGUGUUGAGACCGAGCCUGGAGCUGGUGGAGGAGGAGGAGGAGGAGGAGGAGGAGGAGCUGGAGCUGCCGCCGUGGCAACGAUGGCAGCCGCUGGAGGAGCAGCAGGAGGCAGCGGAGGCAGUGGAGGAGGCGUGGAGGACUGGGAGGAGAGGGACACUCCUCUACGCCAACUGGAAGCUGUGGAGGGGGAAGAGAGGGAUGGAGCAAGGGCCCCCCGAGCCAUCGAUAACCAGUACUCCUUCUUCUGAUGAAGGUCGGAGGAGGAGGAAGAGGAAGAGGAGGAGGAGGUGUAUGUGUGUUUGUUUGUCUGUGCGAGUGAAAGCGAGAUUGGAUGAGGCGGCGUACAUCAUAGCCAUUCAUAACCAGUAUUUUUAUUUUGUUAGCGAGGAGGAGUUAAAGUACUAACACUAUACGAGAGAGAGAGCCUGCAGCUGAGCAGCUUCAUGACACUAAACUAGCCGAACAUUUCCUUUUAGCCAGAUAAGCUUUGUUUUUGCCGGGAUGCCAGCAGACCCCGAUACCUCACCACGGUCCACGCUAGUCAGAGGCCAAACACUCUGGACAGACAUUUCUACUGCGGCGAGCAGACCCACAGUGCUACGCAUUCACCGAACCAAACUCAUUUAGUGCAUUUAGUUGUUGCAUCUGCAGCAAAAAGACAAAAGAUACAGCUAUGUUUUUGUGUAGCCGUCAAGCAAAUUUAAAGACAAGUUUGUUGCAAAAACUUAACCAGAUGGACUGAAUAGUGUUGUCAGAGAGGGGUGCUAUAGGCUACGUUAGCUGUAAUAAAGAAUGUAGGAGAAGCCUAAAACAAAAUCAGUUGUUUGCCAAUUUCUAAAACACCUUUAAACCUACAAAACUUUGUCAAUCUACAAAGCUGUAAGCCACAAUAAGGUACGCUUCUUCAAAUUUUGUCAUUUCCAUUACCUUUUUCGAAUGCAAUACUGCAUUUUCUUUCUUGCGACACACGUCAGAUUCAUUUUACACAUAUGGAAAAAUGCAGUUACUCUGUGUCCACAUGAUGAAAGUAUAACACUCCUAAUUAAGGUUGUUUUGAGGUGUUCUUCAUUAAACAAAAGAGGAGAAUCGAGCCUUGACGAACUCCAUUGGUUGUUCCAUAGUUACUAAUAAUCGCAGGAUAUUGCCUUUAUUUUACACAGAAAAAGUUAAUUUGGUAUGUUCAAAUUGUCUAAAAUUGUCAAGUUAAGGGUGGAAAUAAAGUAACUUUAGAAAUAACUUCCACUAGAAAACAUUAAUAGAAAUGGCACCUUUCCAAAAAACAUCCUGAAUAUCACAAAAACUGCUUGUUUUACAUGUUUUUUUUCUAAAAAGUAGUGAUGAGCCUCAUCGGAGAUGAUCUGCUCUGUUCAUUCCAGCAAAUGUAGCUCACAGCGCCACCUUGUGACAACACUACACAGCCUGUUCCUGUAGGUUAUGAAGUCUUAAAGUCAAAACAACAUUAAUACAUUACCCUUAAUACAUUAUUACAGUCAUGUCAUAUUGAACAAGCUGGAAACACCAAACCGACACGUGAAAUGUGAAUUUAAAAUCCACAAUAAAGAACAUGUGACUGAAUGUAUACGACUGAUAAUAAUAUGAACACUAACGGUACGAUCACACGUCGGCUGCAGAUGUUUCCAAGCAGCAGCUGAGACAUUUCUGAAGUUUUAAUGGUACAAACUGAAUAUCUGGUUAGUUUCAUUUCAAGACACUGGAGCAGGAAAAGCAAUUUCAUCCUCUUACCUCGACGGGCGACUUAGAGUGAAAUACAGAUUUACCUGCAGAUGAACUCGAUUGGCUUGAUUCUCAUAAAUGGUUAUUAAAAUGUAGAAGUCAGUGGCCAUGUUUUCAUUUAAUUGUCCAGUAAAUUUGAAGCGUUUGGCUUGCGUCUGUUGAUUUCCAUUAGAAAAGCUAAACUGGCUAAUUUGGUGAAGGCUACUUGAGUAAUUGUUGACUUGAGUUUAAUGGAAGAUAGAAAACACCUUUUUCUCAAUAAGUUCUGGAUGGCAUUAAACAUGGCUGACACCAGCUGACAUAAAUGAGUCAUUACAACUUUCCAGAUUGAAAACAAUUCUAUUUUUCUCUUACAAAAUUUUGUUCAUUUCUUCUUUUUCGAGGGUUUUUAUUAUUAGAAACCACCGAACAUUGCAUGGAGUUCCUCAAGGCUCAAGUCUCGGGUCCUCUUUACUUUCAACAAAAACGCCUCUUGACAACAAGUUCUUAAAGAAUAGCUUUAAAAUCUUUAAAAAUAAUCUAUGUUUUCUGUGCUGGAGGUGUGUUGACUUGAAGAAAAAACCUUCCUCUGCAUUAAAAUGUCAGAUUUUUUAAAUGAGUAGGGUUCGUAGCGUGCAGUAGUUUGGGUCUGCAGCCAGCAGCAACAUUUACCUCAGUAAACUCAGCAGCAUCACUCAGUGUAAAUGUCUCUCUUUCUUGUUUUCUCUCUGACUUAAACAAACUGGGAGCUGUUUCAGAGAGGAACUAUUGAUGACACCAAUAAGAAUGACGGAAAUAAUAAUAAUAAUAUUGACGGUCAGAAUAAUAGUAUUAAUUUUAUUUGUUUUUAAGACACCUUUUUAUUUUGUAUGCUUACUCCAUGUAACACUUGUUCCGACUCCAUCUUGUAAUUCAAAUGUCUUUGUGCCUUUUUUAUUUUUGGGAUAAAAAGAAGGAAAAAAACUAUAUAAGAUUUGCUAUGAGGCCUUUAUUGUGAAGGCGACGAGUAUCCCUGUUUUCACGCUGUCUUCUCCUCCUCAGCCUCAUCCUGCAUUCAUCGAGGGUAAAAAAAAGAAAAAAUAUAGCAGAAAAUGUCAGUGAAAAUACCUACUUUUUCUACUUGUGCCUUUCUGUGUCUGUCGUCUCGGCCUGCAUCAGUUCUGGAGCUCAGUCACUUCUACCGGUCUUUUCUUUGCUCAUGUAUUCCUCUAUAUGCACCUUCCCCCCCCCCGGUCAUCAUGUUCUGUGUCAUUUUCUCAGUUUCAAAACUCUUUGUGCCUUUCUCUGUCUCUUUUCUCUCUUUGCUGGGACCGUGUGUUGAGGCCGGACGGCGUUGCCUGUCCAGCCUGUGUGGUUAGUUUCAGGUACUACAUUGAAUUUAAUGAUAAUGAUAUAAUAUAAAUAUAGUGAAACAUA
Amphiprion ocellaris (clown anemonefish) is the source of this 6239-nucleotide messenger RNA. RefSeq names its product SH2B adaptor protein 1 (gene sh2b1). Gene Ontology annotation, biological process: intracellular signal transduction. The record is from RefSeq and is a predicted model, not a curated record. Lineage: Eukaryota; Metazoa; Chordata; Actinopteri; Pomacentridae. Gene Ontology annotation, cellular component: plasma membrane. The coding region runs from base 515 to 3358 and encodes 947 amino acids. Gene Ontology annotation, molecular function: transmembrane receptor protein tyrosine kinase adaptor activity. The transcript has 9 exons.